UUCUUUGUGUCCCGGAGCUGGGGGACUUCCCUUUGCAAACAGGCGACAGGCCAGCGCCGGGGGCUCCCCUGGUCUUUGCAAUGCCCCCAACUUUGCAAUUUGCAAGGGAAUGUCGGCUGCAAAGAGUUAUUUAAGUGGAAGUUGUGGCCCGCUGCAGAAGCAAGAAAUCAUGGCCCAAGUAGCGAUGUCCACACUGCCUGCUGAAGAUGAGGAGUCUUCAGAGAGCAGGAUGGUGGUGACGUUCCUCAUGUCUGCCCUGGAGUCCAUGUGUAAAGAGCUGGCCAAGUCCAAGGCCGAGGUGGCUUGCAUUGCUGUGUAUGAGACGGACGUGUUUGUUGUUGGAACUGAAAGAGGACGUGCUUUUGUCAACACCAGAAAAGAUUUCCAAAAGGAUUUUGUAAAAUAUUGUGUCGAAGAAGAGGAAAAGGCUGCGGAGAUGCAUAAGAUGAAAUGUACAACCCAGGCGAAUCGGAUGAGCGUGGAUGCUGUGGAAAUUGAAACCCUCAGAAAGACGGUGGAGGAUUACUUUUGCUUUUGCUAUGGGAAAGCUUUGGGCAAAUCCACAGUGGUCCCUGUGCCGUAUGAGAAGAUGCUGCGUGACCAGUCGGCUGUGGUGGUCCAGGGGCUUCCCGAGGGGGUUGCCUUCAAGCACCCUGAGCAUUACGACCUUGCAACCUUGAAGUGGAUUUUGGAGAACAAGGCAGGGAUCUCCUUCAUCAUUAAGAGACCUUUCCUUGAGCCGAAGAAACACCUUGGUGGUCGAGUGAUGGCAGCAGAUGCCGAGAGGCCCAUCCUGUCUCCUGGUGGAAGUUGUGGCCCCAUCAAAGUGAAAACGGAACCCACAGAAGAUUCUGGCAUUUCUCUGGAAAUGGCUGCUGUGACAGUAAAGGAGGAGUCAGAAGACCCCGAUUACUAUCAGUAUAACAUUCAAGGCCCUUCUGAAACUGAUGAUGUUGAUGAAAAGCUCCCCCUUUCGAAGGCUUUGCAAGGAAGCCAUCAUUCUUCAGAAGGCAACGAAGGAACGGAAGUGGAGGUGCCAGCGGAAGAUUCUACUCAACAUGUCCCUUCAGAAACAAGUGAGGACCCUGAAGUUGAGGUGACUAUUGAAGAUGACGAUUACUCUCCACCCACCAAGAGGCCAAAGAGCAGUGAGCCGCCCCCGCCUCCGCCAGUCCCGGAGCCCACCAACGCUGGCAAGCGCAAAGUGAGGGAAUUCAACUUUGAGAAAUGGAACGCGCGCAUCACUGACCUACGGAAACAAGUUGAAGAGUUGUUCGAAAGAAAAUAUGCUCAAGCUAUAAAAGCCAAAGGUCCGGUGACGAUCCCAUACCCUCUUUUCCAGUCCCAUGUUGAAGAUCUUUAUGUGGAAGGGCUUCCCGAAGGGAUCCCUUUCAGAAGGCCGUCGACGUACGGCAUUCCCCGCCUGGAGAGGAUACUGCUGGCCAAGGAGCGCAUCCGCUUCGUCAUUAAGAAGCACGAGCUUCUGAACUCAACACGGGAAGAUUUGCAGCUUGAUAAGCCAGCAUCAGGAGUAAAGGAAGAGUGGUAUGCUCGGAUCACCAAAUUGAGGAAGAUGGUUGACCAGCUUUUCUGCAAGAAAUUUGCUGAAGCGUUGGGGAGCACUGAAGCCAAGGCUGUACCAUACCAAAAAUUUGAGGCACAUCCCAAUGACCUCUAUGUGGAAGGACUUCCGGAGAACAUCCCUUUCCGCAGCCCUUCGUGGUAUGGCAUCCCACGGCUGGAAAAAAUCAUCCAAGUGGGCAACCGGAUUAAGUUUGUUAUCAAACGACCCGAACUUCUGACUCACAGUGCGACUGAAGUGACUCAGCCACGGACGAAUACUCCAGUCAAAGAAGAUUGGAAUGUCCGGAUCACCAAGCUCCGCAAGCAAGUGGAAGAGAUCUUUAAUCUGAAGUUUGCUCAAGCUCUCGGCCUCACAGAGGCAGUGAAGGUGCCGUACCCCGUGUUCGAGUCGAAUCCGGAGUUUCUGUAUGUAGAAGGGCUCCCUGAAGGGAUCCCCUUCCGAAGCCCCACCUGGUUUGGGAUUCCCCGCCUUGAGAGGAUUGUCCGAGGGAGCAAUAAGAUCAAGUUUGUUGUUAAAAAGCCCGAGCUAGUUGUAUCUUACUUGCCUCCUGGGAUGGCUAGCAAAAUCAACACUAAAGCACUGCAGUCCCCAAAACGACCACGAAGCCCUGGGAGUAACUCCAAGGUUCCUGAGAUCGAGGUCACUGUGGAGGGCCCCAACAACAACAGCCCUCAGACCUCCACAGUUCGGACUCCUACCCAGACCAACGGUUCAAAUGUUCCCUUCAAGCCUCGAGGGAGAGAGUUUUCCUUUGAGGCCUGGAACGCUAAGAUCACAGACCUGAAGCAGAAAGUGGAAAAUCUUUUCAAUGAGAAAUGCGGCGAAGCGCUCGGCCUGAAACAGGCAGUGAAAGUGCCGUUUGCGUUAUUCGAGUCCUUCCCGGAAGACUUCUAUGUAGAAGGCUUACCCGAGGGGGUGCCCUUCCGAAGACCGUCCACAUUUGGCAUUCCACGGCUGGAGAAGAUCCUCCGGAACAAGGCCAAGAUCAAGUUCAUCAUUAAGAAACCUGAGAUGUUCGAGACGGCCAUCAAAGAGAGCACUUCUUCCAAAAGCCCUCCCAGGAAGAUAAACUCAUCGCCGAACGUUAAUACUACUGCAUCAGGUGUGGAAGACCUUAACAUCAUCCAGGUGACGAUUCCAGAUGACGAUAACGAACGCCUGUCCAAAGUUGAGAAGGCCAGGCAGCUGCGCGAGCAAGUCAACGACCUCUUCAGCCGUAAGUUUGGUGAAGCUAUUGGCAUGGGCUUCCCUGUGAAGGUUCCCUACAGGAAAAUCACCAUCAACCCCGGCUGCGUGGUGGUGGAUGGCAUGCCCCCCGGCGUGUCCUUCAAAGCCCCCAGUUACCUGGAGAUCAGCUCCAUGAGGAGGAUCUUAGAUUCUGCAGAGUUUAUCAAGUUCACUGUCAUUAGACCAUUUCCAGGACUUGUGAUUAAUAACCAGCUGGUUGAUCAGAAUGAAUCGGAAGGUCCUGUGAUCCAAGAAUCAGCCGAGACAAGCCAGUUGGAAGUCCCAGCAACGGAAGAAAUUAAAGAAACAGAUGGGAGCUCACAGAUCAAGCAGGAGCCAGACCCUACGUGGUAG
Molecule: messenger RNA, 3166 nt
Organism: Acomys russatus (golden spiny mouse)
Lineage: Eukaryota; Metazoa; Chordata; Mammalia; Rodentia; Muridae
Gene: Gtf2i
Product: general transcription factor IIi
Exons: 34
Coding region: 110-3166 (1018 amino acids)
Biological process (GO): transcription by RNA polymerase II
Cellular component (GO): nucleus
Molecular function (GO): DNA-binding transcription factor activity
Source: RefSeq, a predicted model, not a curated record